AAUAUAGCUAAUUUAUAAAUUUUCGUUAUAUUUUAUAUUAAAACUUUAAGUAUACAAUGAAAAAUAAGUGAAAACAAUAAUCAGUCCUGGAGGCAAGACGGACCAUCCUGCCUCACCCUCCCUUCCUCGGACGUCAACUUGCCUGUCAAAAAAGAGUGUGGGCCAGCCAUGUCCAGCUACCAGGAUGACAACAGUAUUCCCCUGGUGGAUGACGACCCCUCAGUGGUGCUGGAUGAUGACAGAACGGCUGCCUCUGAAAUCUCUGACUCCACAAGGGGGCAGAGCCUGGAGUCAAUUCCUUCUUCCUAUACUAAUGGUUCCACCAGUCCCCUCCACAACAGUGAGUUCCUCAGUCCCUUCAUAGGUAGUGGUCUGGAACCAGACAUUUCACCAGACGAGCAAGAGGAGAAGGCCCGCCUCAUUGCUCAAGUGUUGGAGCUCCAAAAUACUCUUGAUGAUCUCUCCCAACGUGUGGACAGCGUCAAGGAGGAGAACCUGAAGUUGCGCUCUGAGAACCAGGUGUUGGGUCAGUACAUUGAGAACCUCAUGUCUGCCUCGUCAGUAUUCCAGUCCACCUCUCCCAAGACCAAGAAAAAUAAACAGUGGAGGCAGUUUGAGGCUUGAAGUGGUGGGAGAUUCUCGCAGAGGCACCUAACUCCCUCCUACUAGUGUUAUGGUCAGAGCGUCUUCUGUAGUGUCGUCAGGGGCAAGCCUGGACCUACCUAGUCAACCCUGGCACAUCACCCUGCAAGGCCCCACUCCACUGCAGCUCUCUGUCUCUCUUGUUAUUCUGUCCAUACUUCUUACCAAGUGUUACUCUGCCUUCCCCUUCUGUACCUGUGGUGUUACUGUUGCCCCAUAGAGACAGUAUGACAUGUAUAAGGAUCACACUUAUCUUAAGUAAUCCAAGUAUGAAUACACUAUUUUUGUGAUCCUUACACUGAUAUUAUUUCUUUGUAGUAAGAACACAAUAUUUAUAUAUUAUAUUCUGAUAAUAUGUUCACAUUGUAGCUCAUAUUAAAGUACUGUUCAUCUGCAGACAAUUGUGAUAAUGUAAAUCAUUGGGAAAACAUGUUCCUUGUUUUUAGAGUAGCAUGUUAAUAAUUUUCAAGUGGUCUUUGCUUCAAAAGCAAUUUCUACUUUUCAUUCCAGAUUUUUAUUCACAAAGGGAUUCUUUUCACAUCACAUUUUCACCUGUGAGUGUUAUCUCAAUGUUCCAAAUGCUAUAUAAUUGUUCUUGCUGUAAUGCAAUAAGCUUUAAUGUACAGUUUGAUGUUUGAGGUGUUCAUAUUUAUGAUUACAACAGAUCCCAGAUAUACUCAGCAAAUGACUGCAGCUUCUUAAGUUAUAUGUGCGGCUCAGAUAUAGUAGUGCAUACACAGUGACCAUGUUAAUUCUGUUAUGCACAAAGCUUACCACGAGAAUGACAUUAUAAGUACGGUAAAAUCCCUCUCAUCUGGCAUUCGAGUAUCCAGCAGCUUCAAGUAUCCGGCACAGUUUUCCCCAAGCCUUAAAAUCAAUAAAAAAUCAAUGUGUACUCAUAAAAUUGAUUAAAAUUCCCACGCGAGGCAUACUUUGUCCCCUCGCCACCAGAGCGCACUGCUUCACACCACCCGCGGCCCACUGCACUGUGUUUACUCAGUGACUCAGUCCCGCGUGUGCACUGUUUAUCGCCUGACGCCUUCAUCAUGCCUAAAGUUGUAGAAAAGAGGAAGCGUGUUGUGCUUACACUUAAGCAGCUGAUCAGAUCAGUUGCUGAUUAAGAUCAGCUGAUCUUUGUUAUGGUAAGAUGCGUGAGUGUAGGGUGGUGAUUGUGGACAUAAUUUCACUUCUAUUCAAGUAUCCAGCAUGUCGGCGGUCCCGUUGAUGCCGGAUAAGAGGGAUUUUACUGUAUACAUGAUAUUUCCCAAAAUCAUUGGUUGUCUUAUUAAUUAAGCACUAUAGAGACAGAGCCUAACAAAACUUGUUUAUUUAAAAGUAUGCUCAUAUGGCAGCAUAUACCCAUUAGCCUUACUUUAAAAUGUCUCCGAACUAUUUACUGUUAGUGGUAAGUUAGUGUGAAGACAUUUGUGCAUAUUCUCUUUAUUUUUUGUAAUACAUUGUUUUUUCCUUCAUCAUAACAUUCUCUUGUGCAAAAAAGUUUUCUUUUUAUAUGAACUAGCUUUCUCACUUCUCUAAGUCUCACAACUUGAACUUUACAGUUAUUCUAGGAAUUACAACUUAUACAUUAAAUCACACUAUACUACCUUAAAAGCUCAUGAUUUAUAUUUAUUUAAUAAUAAAAGAUUCAAGUGUAAGGAUGCCAUCACACUUUAUCUAUAUACCAGGCUGAUAUUUCCAAAUGGUAUUAACAUAGGCAGGAUACCUUGCGUUGUCCCACUGCAGGGUAAAAAAUACAGACAAGGGGUCUCAUGUCCCCUCACUCUGUCCUACUUUCAUGACACACAGGGAAUAAGGUAACAGUAUUCUUCCUACACAGCGGCAGGCAGAGCAGCAAGACUGUCCCCCAGCCACAGGGAGGUCGCACUAUAUACAAGCACUAAAAAUUUACAUAUGAUUAUGCACAGGUACAUACAAAUGUUGGUGUUAGUGUGUAUAGGAAAGACAAGGAAUGUGAAGGGAAAUUAAAGCCCAUAUUUAAGGUAUUUCCAUUAUGCAAGAGCUAUAGCUUGGCAAUUCUUGACAAUUUAGUAAGCAUUUAGAUUUUUGUAAGUCAAUCUUGUAUUUUCUCCCACAAAUUGCUCUCUGUUAUUCCUAUUUCAUGUAGUCUCAAAACAAAAAAAUCUCAAAUAUAAAGUAUUUAAGACUGCCAUAGCAACUGCCUGAAAGACUGUACUAUAUAGAAUCAUGUCAAUACUUACCAAGUUAUUAAUUUAUCGUGUAUCAUUCCAGCAAGUUGCUGUGACAUGCAGGCAAUGACUGAGUUUGGUUCCUGGAAAACUUAUAAUUAUGCAAUUCGUUACAAAAUAUAUUAAUAAUCUAGAUAAAAUACAGUGCAUUCACUGAAACUCUAAAACACCUCUACACAUACUAAUCUUCAAAAACCCCAACUUCUGGCUAGUGGAAUACAAACACCCAUCUGUAAUAAAAUAUUUUAGUUUUGUUAGUUUCUUAUAUAUUUUUAUAUGACUAGUGUUGUCAAGCAUAUAAAAUAAUAAUAUACAAUCACCAAUCAUGAAAAUAUUAUAUAAUUUUAUUAAAUAAUUGCUGCAUUGGCAACAUAAAUUAAUAUAAUUUUCUUUUACCAUCUACAAGAAUGUUCCAUUCAUUUGAGUAUGAGUGUAGGGGAAUACAGCAUUUUAUUAGUGACCCUUGUAUUAUUCUUUCUUAUUAUUUCUCAUUUCUUCAUGAUGUAAUAAAAACUGUGCAGGCACUUCUAUACCAAUCAAAGAAAGAAAAACUUUAUUCAUGUUCACUGUCAUAACCUUUCUGACCCAUCUGCAUUUCAAAAUUUUGUGAAAAGCUCCAAAUAUAGGAUAAAAGUUGUGGUGAUUAAGAAUCGGAAAGAAAAAGUGUCACUUAUAAGAAGCUGCAGUCAUACAUGUAAAUUGCUAUUAAAUACAUAAUUGAGAUCCCAA
This is a messenger RNA of Scylla paramamosain (green mud crab), 3578 nucleotides long. Its product is annotated as short coiled-coil protein homolog. Lineage: Eukaryota; Metazoa; Arthropoda; Malacostraca; Decapoda; Portunidae. The record is from RefSeq and is a predicted model, not a curated record. The transcript has 8 exons. The coding region runs from base 169 to 624 and encodes 151 amino acids. Gene Ontology annotation, cellular component: trans-Golgi network.